Messenger RNA from Apis laboriosa (Himalayan honeybee), 982 nucleotides. RefSeq names its product corrinoid adenosyltransferase-like. The record is from RefSeq and is a predicted model, not a curated record. The transcript has 3 exons. NCBI's taxonomy places the organism in Eukaryota, Metazoa, Arthropoda, Insecta, Hymenoptera, Apidae. Gene Ontology annotation, molecular function: corrinoid adenosyltransferase activity. Bases 117 to 797 code for a protein of 226 amino acids.
AUGAUCACGAAGUAAUUUAAAGAUUAUGCGUAUAUCGUUUCUCUUACUUGAAUUAAAACUGUACGUUUAGAAAUAGUAUAUUAACGUAAUUAUAUUUAGAUUUGAUUAUUAUAGAUAUGGAAGUAGUUAGAAGUAUAUGGAAAAAUCCUGUUUUAUUAUAUAAAACCGGACUACGAGCAUCAUUUAGAAAUAGUAGUAGUUCUGCAUCAAAAGUAACAAAAAAAGAAGAUGUUUCUAUACAAGACAAUGAUUUACAAUUAUCAAAUAUAAAUGCAGAUAUAAGUAACCAAAAUGAUAUAACAUUUAAUGCUCUUGUUUCAACUGAAGAAUUAUUAGCACAAAUAGGAUUGGCAAGGGAAUUUGCAACAGAUAGUAAAGUUGAACAUCCUUAUGUUGAUAAAUUAAAAAGAGUGCAAAUGAUUUUAUUUGAUUUAAGUCAUGCUAUAUUAAAACCGAUGCCAGGAAAAAGUAAAGCAUUUGAAAGUAAACAUAUCAAUGAUUUGGAAGAAUGGAUAGCAGAAUAUGCCAAUCAACUACCACCUCAAGAAACCUAUAUUAUUCCAGGUGGUGGUAAGGCUUGUUCUACAUUACAUUCAGCGAAAGCAGUAUGCAAACGAGUAGAAAGAAAUGUUGCAUUUUUGGUUCAAGAUGGUUUAUUGAAUAAAGAAGCACAAAUAUAUUUAAAUAAAUUACAAAACUUCCUACUAACAACAUCACGUAUUGCAGCCAAAUGUGAUCAACGUACAGAAAAUAUUUAUAUUCCUAGAGUAGAAGUUGAAAAAAAUGAGGAAAAGUAAAAUUUAUGAAAAAAAUUUGUAGAUUUUUAUUUUUAUUGUAAAAAUAAUAUAACAAUCAAAUAUUGUAUGCAAAAUUUAUGCGAUAAUAUUUUUUCUAAAUGUAUCUUCAUAGUAGAUAAGUUGUAAAUAUUCUUUGAUGAAAUUAUAAUUAUCAGUUACUAAUUAUAUUCUAUUAUUGUAUUAUU